Amphibalanus amphitrite is the source of this 4826-nucleotide messenger RNA. RefSeq names its product F-box only protein 11-like (gene FBXO11). Gene Ontology annotation, biological process: ubiquitin-dependent protein catabolic process; protein ubiquitination; regulation of apoptotic process. Gene Ontology annotation, molecular function: zinc ion binding; protein binding. The record is from RefSeq and is a predicted model, not a curated record. The transcript is spliced from 13 exons. NCBI's taxonomy places the organism in Eukaryota, Metazoa, Arthropoda, Thecostraca, Balanomorpha, Balanidae. The coding region runs from base 179 to 3160 and encodes 993 amino acids.
AUGGCGCAGGGCUGCUGUCGCAGCUGAAGAUUCUGUUGUUGUCGCGUAUUGAUGGCGCAGUGGUCGCGCAGCGAAUUUUCUGGGAAACAGGAUGCGCUGUCUGCUUUGUUCCUUGUGACGGUGUAGUUAAUGUGUCACUAUUGCUGUUAAGUUUCGUUUGUGAUAUUUUGAGAACAGGAUGUCUUCUAGUUCUACUAAAAUAAUGCGUGGAAGUGUGCGGAGAUCCAAGAGGAGAUCGGCAAAACGUCCUUGUCCUGCCAAUGAAGAUGACGCCUCCGGCUCCGUUACCUCGGUGGAGAGGCCCGGCCGCGGCUACCUGCCCAAUCCGGCCGGCGGCCGCCUCAGUCCCGAACAGAUGGAGUCGCUGUUCCGUCUGCCGUUCCCCAAUGAGCUGGAGCUGGACAACUUCCUGCGGCCGGUGUCGCCCAGCGCGCCGUCCGAGGCCGGCCCGGCCGUGCCGCACAGUCACCGGCUGCGCAACGCCAAGUCGCCGCCGCCGGGGCCCAGCGGCCACCUGGCCGCCUACCCGGGCCCGCGGCCGGCCCGGCGCAGCUCCACAGACGAGGACAGCUGUGACCCGAUGGGCGAGGACCUGUCUCUGGCCGGCUCGGCGGCCGCCGCCGCCUACCAUCUGCGCCACCGGUCGCCCACGCCCGGACCCAGCGGCGCGUGCACGCCCUCGUGCGGCGCCGCCAGCCGCGACCCCACCCUGCUGCCCUACAGAAAACGGCCCCGCAAGGGAUCCCUGGUGGAAACGGCCACCGAGAAGAGCGUGGCAGCGCAGUACCUGCUGUACGAGCUGCCUGACGAGGUGCUGGUCACCAUCUUCUCCUACCUGCACGAAUGUGACCUGUGCCGCGCCGCGCGCGUCUGCCGCCGCUUCUACAAGAUCGCCAACGACCUGGGACUCUGGAAAACCCUGUACCAGAACGUGUUCGAGUACGACCGUCCGCUGCUGCACCCGGCCCCGUGCGAGUUCGAGUUCGUCAACCCCGACGACUGCGAGCUCGAAAACCCGUGGAAGGAGAGCUUCCGCCAGCUGUGCUACGGCGUGCACGUGCGGCCCGGCUGGGAGGCGCGCGUGCCGCCGCCGCCGCCGGCCGGCCGCGCCCGCUCCUCGCGCGUCGCCUACGCCGAGACGGUGGAGUCUGCGGUGGAACAGAGCGAGCGACCCGGCGCGCCGGCCAACCCGCUCAUCUUCAUCCACACGGGCCACUACAUGCGCCAGUCGCUGGUCAUCAAGUCGAACGUGCAGCUAAUCGGCGCCGCGGCCGGCAAUGUGGCCAAACACGUCAUCAUCGAACACGGAAACGAGUCGACGCUCAAGUUCGGCAAGGGCGCGCGCCAGGCCUACGUGGGCUACGUGACGCUGCAGUUCGUGCCUGACAACGAGUCCUCGCACCUGAAGCACUACAGUCUGGAGGUGGUGGCCAACGCGGCGCCCAGCGGCGAGCACUGCUCCCCGGCGGCCGACCAGUGUUCUCCCACCGUGGACCAUUGCGUGGUGCGCAGCCGGUCGCUGGUUGGAGCCGCCGUGUGUGUCAGCGGCGCCCGCGCCGAGCCCAUAGUGCGCCACUGUGACAUUUCCGAGUGCGAGAACGUCGGUCUGUACAUCACUGACUAUGCGCAGGGCGUGUACGAGGACAAUGAGAUCAGCAAGAACCUGCUGGCAGGUAUCUGGGUGAAGAACCACGCCAACCCGGUGAUGCGGCGCAACCACAUCCACCACGGCCGGGACGUGGGCAUCUUCACCUUCAAUAACGGACAGGGGUACUUCGAGGCCAACGAUAUCCACGCCAACCGGAUCGCCGGCUUCGAGGUGAAGGCGGGCGCCAACCCGACGGUGGUGCGCUGCGACAUCCACCAUGGCCAGACGGGCGGCAUCUACGUGCACGAGAACGGGCUGGGCCAGUUCCUGGAGAACCGCAUCCACUCCAACUCGUACGCCGGCGUGUGGAUUACGGCCAACAGUAACCCGACCAUCCGCAAGAACGAGAUCUACAACGGCCAGCAGGGCGGCGUGUACAUCUUCAGCGACGGCCGCGGCCUCAUCGAGCACAACAACAUCUACGGCAACCAGCUGGCCGGUAUCCAGAUCCGCACCAACAGCUGUCCGAUCGUGCGCCACAAUCGGAUCCACCACGGCGAGCACGGCGGCAUCUACGUGCACGAGCGCGGCCAGGGCCUGAUCGAGGAGAACGAGGUGUUCAGCAACAAACUGGCCGGCGUGUGGAUCACCACGGGCAGCGCGCCCGUGCUGCGCAGAAACCGCAUCCACUCGGGAAAACAGGUGGGUGUCUACUUCUACGACAGCGGCCACGGCCAGCUGGAAGACAACGAGAUCUUCAACCACCUUUACUCGGGCGUGCAGAUCCGCACCAGCAGCAACCCGACGAUCCGGCGCAACAAGAUCUGGGGCGGCCAGAACGGCGGCGUGCUCGUCUACAACUCGGGCCUCGGCGAGCUCGAGCAGAACGAGAUCUUCGACAACGCCAUGGCCGGCGUCUGGAUCAAGACUGGCAGCAACCCGACGCUGCGCAGAAACAAAAUCUACGACGGACGCGAGGGCGGCAUCUGUAUCUUCCAGCGCGGAAAGGGCAUCCUGGAAGAGAACGAGAUAUUCCGUAACGUUCAGGCCGGCGUGCUGGUGUCGAACGACUCGCACCCGAUCCUGCGCCGGAACCUCAUCUUUGACGGCAUGGCGGCUGGCAUAGAGAUCACCAACCGCGCCACGGCCACCCUCGAGGCCAACAAGAUCUUCAACAACCGCUUCGGCGGCCUCUGCUUGGCCACCGGCGUCACGCCCAUCAUGAAAGGCAACAAGAUCUUCGACAACCAGGAUAUGGUGGAAAAGGCCAUCGAGGCCGGCCAGUGUCUGUACAAGAUUUCCAGCAACACGUCGUUCCCCAUGCACGACUUCUACCGGUGCAAGACGUGCAACACCACGGAAAAGAACGCCAUCUGCGUCAACUGUAUCAAAAUCUGCCACGCCGGCCACAGCGUCGAGUACAUUCGGCAUGAUCGGUUCUUCUGCGACUGCGGCGCGCGCGGCCUGCGCAACCCCUGCCAGCUGCAGGGCGAGCCCACCCAGGACUCGGACACGCUCUACGACUCGGCGCAGCCCAGCGAGUCGCAUACGCUGAAAUACAACGACAACUAGCCGGCAGAGCCCAGUGAUACACAACAAAUAUGGCACUAUUGUAUAUUAUAGUCGGCUGGCCGGCCGGCGCGCGACGCCAGCGCCGCGCUGCGGCGGGUGUCCGAAACUGUCGUUCGCCCGGUGGCUACCAGGGGCUCCCGGUCGAUCGUGAGCUACUGCAGUGUCGCCGCGCGGCGGCAGAGACUUCUAGGUUUUUGAAUCGGAGGACAGCAGUGAGAGCCGCGGUGAGCGCCGGCGCCGCCCCAGUGAGAGAGCAGUGAGAUGGUGAGAGGACGUGUCCGCCGGACAGGGCUUCCAGAUGACCCAGACGCGGCGAGGUCUCAGAGACUCGUGCGGGCGGCCCCGCGGGGUGCCUGGACCCGGCGCCGGCCCGGCGGCCGCUCCACCGCUGGUGAUUGGCACGGACUGAACGCUGACGUGCCUCGGCGGCGGGCGCACCGCAGUGCUGCGCGGUCCGGUCCACCGGGGGACCCGCUGGCGGUCCCGGCAGUGUAACCCGGCGACUGGCGGAGCUGUGUGAGCGACUGGCCGUGUGAGCGACUGGCACUCGUGUGGCGCCCGCUGGAUCCCGGUCAGAUGCGGGCCGGGUCCGGAGAGGUCUGUGAUUGGCGGUCCGCCGCCCCUGCCGCUGCCGCUGUCGCUGGCAGCGAGGCAGCUCUCGGCCCGGCGUGGAGCGCCGGCGGCGCGGCAGGCCCGCUGGGCCCUGUCGGAGCCCGGCGCCGCCGGCAGGAGGUGUUACACGCCGCGCUCAGCGCUGCGGCCGCGCUGAUGACAAUAACAGUGUUCACGUGACCCGCCGGCGUCGCGGAGAGUGAGUGGAUCGGUUUUGUUGGCACCCACGAGGGCGGAUCAUGCUGUAGGUAAUUGUUCUUAUGAUCUGGGGCGGUUGGACGCGAGAGGUCUGUGUUUCGUUCCUCAAAGAGAUGUCGACUCGCCACCAGCGAAUGGCGAAGACUGACUUAUGCGACAAGUCAUCGCUUUUGCGAGCGUCGCCGAAUCCCGGCGCUGGCCGGCCGACAUUUAUAUUCUUAUGUGGCAAAACGUCCCGAGUUGUAUGGCUCCGUGCAUAGAACUUACAUUUUCAUUGUGAGAACAGUUUAUUGCGUGCUUUGCCAGUCUUGUCCCGUAAAUGCCGGCAAUGAGUUUUCACGGCUGCUUUGGAGCGAAAAUUGGUCGUAGUGCGUUUUUCUGUGUUGCCGGGGAGUUUCUGUCGGGCCCGAACCGGUCCCCAGUGGCGCGGCGGUCGCGGACAUGACACCGGGGGCGGGUCCGCCGGGGACUGGGUGUCCCCGCCCCCGCCCCCGCCCCCGCCCGGCGCCCGGCGCCCGCCUGUGUUGGUGUUGCUCGUGUCUCCGUAUGAUGUGCGUGCCCGUGGUGACACCAGUGAAACGUAACUCUCCUCUCUCUCUCCCCGCACCUCUGUCUGUCCCCGUCACUCCUGCCCUCACCCCUCUCUCCCUCUCUGCUUUCUCCCUUCUGACCCCCGUUUUCGGCCGUUCGCCUGUGUGGGUCGCGGACUGGGCUGCAGGCUCGGAGCGACGGCACACGACGCCCCACGCCCUGCACAGCGGAGUAGAUGGGUGGGGGAUACUAACUCGAUGUGAGUGAGAGAGUGUGUAAUGCAACUGCUAUCGAUAUCGGUACGAAAUAUAAAUCUUUAAGUGCG